Messenger RNA from Oncorhynchus tshawytscha (Chinook salmon), 5060 nucleotides. Its product is annotated as AP-1 complex subunit beta-1. The transcript has 24 exons. Lineage: Eukaryota; Metazoa; Chordata; Actinopteri; Salmoniformes; Salmonidae. Gene Ontology annotation, biological process: intracellular protein transport; vesicle-mediated transport. The record is from RefSeq and is a predicted model, not a curated record. Bases 127 to 3150 code for a protein of 1007 amino acids. Gene Ontology annotation, molecular function: clathrin binding. Gene Ontology annotation, cellular component: clathrin adaptor complex; membrane coat.
AUGACCUUAUUGCGGAAGUCGGAAGUAAAAAAACACCAUGAUCGAUGAUAGCUAUUCAAGUGGGAGGGAACGAAGGCCAAGUAAAACACACACUUCGCAACGGAGAACCGGCAAUUUGGAUCCAAGAUGACGGACUCUAAGUAUUUCACCACUACCAAGAAAGGAGAGAUCUUUGAGCUGAAAGCUGAGCUGAACAGCGAUAAGAAGGAGAAGAAGAAGGAGGCUGUGAAGAAGGUCAUUGCCUCCAUGACCGUUGGGAAGGAUGUCAGUGCCCUGUUUCCAGAUGUGGUGAACUGCAUGCAGACUGACAACCUGGAGCUGAAGAAGCUGGUCUACCUGUACCUGAUGAACUAUGCCAAGAGCCAGCCUGACAUGGCCAUCAUGGCUGUCAACACCUUCGUCAAGGACUGUGAGGACGCUAACCCCCUGAUCCGGGCCCUGGCUGUGCGUACUAUGGGCUGCAUCCGCGUGGACAAGAUCACUGAGUACCUGUGUGAGCCUCUGAGGAAGUGUUUGAAGGACGAGGACCCCUACGUGAGGAAGACUGCAGCUGUGUGUGUGGCCAAGCUCCACGACAUAAACGCCCAGCUGGUGGAGGACCAGGGCUUCCUGGAUACCCUCAAGGACCUCAUCUCUGACUCCAACCCCAUGGUGGUAGCGAAUGCCGUGGCAGCCCUGUCUGAGAUUGCAGAGUCCCACCCCAACAGCAACCUGCUGGACCUGAACCCCCAGUCCAUCAACAAACUGCUGACGGCCCUCAACGAGUGCACAGAGUGGGGUCAGAUCUUCAUCCUGGACUGCCUGGCCAACUACACCCCCCGUGACGACCGCGAGUCCCAGAGUAUCUGUGAGCGGGUGACCCCCCGUCUGUCCCAUGCCAACUCUGCGGUGGUGCUGUCGGCAGUCAAGGUGCUGAUGAAGUUCAUGGAGAUGCUUCCUAAGGACCUGGACUACUAUAGCACCCUGCUGAAGAAGCUGGCCCCGCCCCUGGUCACCCUGCUGUCUGCAGAGCCCGAGCUGCAGUACGUGGCCCUGAGGAACAUCAACCUGAUCGUACAGAAACGCCCAGAGAUCCUGAAGCAUGAGAUGAAGGUGUUCUUUGUGAAGUACAACGACCCCAUCUAUGUCAAGCUGGAGAAACUGGACAUCAUGAUCCGCCUGGCGUCUCAAGCCAACAUCGCCCAGGUGCUGGCAGAGCUGAAGGAGUAUGCCACUGAGGUGGAUGUGGACUUUGUGCGGAAGGCAGUCCGAGCCAUCGGCCGCUGUGCCAUCAAAGUGGAGCAAUCAGCGGAGCGCUGUGUGAGCACCCUGCUGGACCUAAUCCAGACCAAGGUCAACUAUGUGGUGCAGGAGGCCAUCGUGGUCAUCAAGGACAUUUUCCGCAAGUACCCCAACAAGUAUGAGAGUGUGAUCGCCACGCUGUGUGAGAACCUGGACUCUCUGGAUGAGCCGGAGGCACGGGCGGCCAUGAUCUGGAUCGUAGGAGAGUACGCGGAGAGGAUUGACAACGCUGAUGAGCUGCUGGAGAGCUUCCUGGAGGGCUUCCACGACGAGAGCACCCAGGUGCAGCUGCAGCUGCUGACAGCCAUAGUGAAGCUGUUCCUCAAGAAACCCACUGAGACCCAGGAGCUGGUGCAGCAGGUGCUCAGCCUGGCCACACAGGACUCUGACAACCCGGACCUGCGAGACCGUGGCUACAUCUACUGGCGCCUGCUCUCCACUGACCCCGUGGCUGCCAAGGAGGUGGUACUGGCUGAGAAGCCCCUGAUCUCAGAGGAGACUGACCUGAUUGAGCCCACCCUGCUGGAGGAGCUCAUCUGCCACAUCGGCACGCUGGCUUCCGUCUACCAUAAACCCCCCAGCGCCUUCGUGGAGGGCAGCCGCGGUGUGAUGCACAAGAGGCUCCCCGCCCGCACUGGGUCAGGAGAGAGUACGGAGAGCCCAGACGUGGGCACUGCUGCUGGGGGCUCUGCUCCUGAGGCUGCGCCCUCUAUCAUCCCCUCCCAGGGAGACCUCUUGGGGGACCUUCUCAACCUGGACAUGGCACCCCCCACCACCAGUGGCCCCCCACCCCCCACCACCGGCAUGCAGAUGGGGGGCAUGGACCUCCUGGGUGGAGGUCUGGACAGCCUGAUGGGGGAUGAGUCUGAACCGCCCCACGUUCCCCCGCGGACGGACACUCCUCGCUCUCCGUCACCUCAGCCCCCGUCGCCAGUGUACACCCACACUGACUACACCUACACUGACUACAGUCACACUGACAGCCCUCCUGACCACAGCCCUACUGAGCACAGCCCCCCUGCAGAGCUUGGAGGAGAUAUUGGUGGGAGUCCUGCGAUGGGGGCAGGUUUUGGGGCGGCUCCUGCUGUGAUGCCAGCCUCGCUCAACGCCCCAGUGGGGGGUGGCCUAGGAGACCUGUUUGACCUGGGUGGGGUUGGCAUGCCGAUGGGAGCAUAUAUUCCUCCCAAAAUAGUGUGGCUCCCGGCCAUGAAGGCUAAAGGUCUGGAGAUUUCUGGGACCUUCGCUCGGCGUGCUGGAGUCAUCCAGAUGGAGCUGAUCCUCACCAACAAGGCCAUGAGCGUCAUGACUGACUUUGCCAUCCAGUUCAACAGGAACAGUUUUGGACUGGCCCCUGCCGGCCCUCUCCAGGUCCUCACCCCCCUCGGCCCAAACCAGACAAUUGAAGUCAGCCUCCCCCUCAGCACUGUCGGGCCAGUCAUGAAGAUGGAUCCUCUCAACAACCUGCAGGUGGCUGUGAAGAACAACAUUGACGUCUUCUACUUCAGCUGCCAAUACCCCAUCAGCAUGCUGUUUGUGGAAGAUGGAAAGAUGGAGCGUCAGGUGUUCCUGGCCACAUGGAAAGACAUUCCUAAUGACAACGAGUCUCAGUUCCAGAUCAAAGACUGUCAUCUCAACUCAGAUGCAGCCAGCAGCAAGCUGCAGGGCAGUAACAUCUUCACCAUAGCCAAGCGCACGGUGGAGGGCCAGGACAUGCUUUACAUGUCCAUCAAACUGUCCAAUGGCAUCUGGGUGCUGGCUGAACUGAGGGUGCAGGCUGGAAAUCCCAACUACACGAUCUCUCUGAAGUGCAGAGCACCAGAGGUGUCCCAGUGUGUGUUCCAGUGCUACGAGGCAGUGCUGAAGAACUGAACCCCUGACAGGGCUGAAGUAGGGGGCGCAACCUGAGGCAUGGAGACUGGAGACUGGCCCUGACUGGAGGGACCUCCUGGACCCCCAACCGUCCUGACCCUCUCCUCCCCCUUCUCCUGACAUACAGGCUUUUGAAAGACCCUUCCCUUGUAGAAUCUCCAACUUUGCUGUCUGUCUGUGUGCCUCCCUGGGGACUCUGGUUUCUAUCUGUUCUUUCUGUCAAGCACUAACCCUCCACUCUACAAGUCCUUAUCUGAUUUAAGUCUGAAGUCUCUAGCCCUCAUGGUCCCAAAGCUUUCUAUAGACCAAUCCUGUCACCCACAUCAAUAGUUGGAAUGGCCUUUGUCUUCUUCACCUUGAACAUGGUUGGGGUUGUGUUUCCCAUAACCCACCAAGUCUAGUCGGUCUUCAAUGAGAGCUCACUACCAUGUCAGAUCUCCCUUGCAUGAUGGCCUAACUCCAGUCCAGCCCGUGCUGAUCUGAUUCAGUUCACCCUUCUCCCAUGAGCCUCUAAUCUGGGACACACCUGGUAGGGAUUUUCAGCUAGUGCUGCUGGGGGAGACUGAUGCGAUCCUUGUGAUCCUUGUGACUGUUUCUCCAUACCCCCCUGAUGUCUUCUCUUUUCACGAUUAUCUCACCUCGCGUCUCUGCAAAUUAGUACCUAUAUUUAGUGUGUGUAAUCAGCAGUUAAAUCUCUACUGUCAGCAUACCUUUUGGUGCUUCACAUUAAAAUGUGGCAGUACAGACACAUUGUUUCCCCAUAUCUUGGGGCUGUGAAGCACCUGCUGUGUUCCUGUUCUCACUUCACUCACCCCUCAGCCCCCCCCGCCACCCCUCUCGAUGUCUUCACUUCUCUCUCACAAACACUCUCCUCCUUUUUCUUUUAAAGGGAUGUGAUGUCCCAGCUAGUAAGAGACACUAAAUGUUUUGGAACACACCAUGUCACACAUGUGUUUAGUUUGUUGUUUGCUCUUGAUGUGCCCAUUGGGCUUGUUUAUUGUUGUUGUACUCAAUCUCUGCUGUCUCUUGGAGCAGGUCUCUCUCUCCCGUGUGUGUGUGUGUGUGCAUGUAUUUGUGUGUUGGGGUGCCUGUGUGCUAUUUGUUAUUAGAGAUGGUUGGAGCAACUAAGGCUACAUUAACACAGGCAGCCCAAUUCUGAUAUUUUGCCCAAUUAUUGGCGAAAGAUCUGAUCUGAUUCGUCAAAAGACCAAUUAUUGCCAAAUAGAUCAGAAUUGGGCUGCCUGUGUAAACUCAGCAAUAUACGCCUCACUACUACAUACAAUACCUUUUCUUUUCCUAAUUCUUGCCCCUUUUCUUCUUUAAAGUAAUUCCAUUAUGUAUUCCCAGGUUUGUGUUUGCAGUGUGAUUGAAGUUUUAACUCUGGGCAUGCAGGCGGGCGAGGGCCACAGAUGUUUGGAUGUUGUUUCUGCUGUGUGCGCUCUGUUAAUCAGGGCUGCUUGGGCUCCCUGCCAGGUUGUUGCAUUCUCCUCCCCUCUUAGUUGGUCAAGUACCUCUGCCACCUGUCAUAGAGGCUUCAAACCACCUGUAUGUUCUAUACUUUAUCUGUAUAGGAAACUAACUGUAGAGGUAGCACACAUCAUGAAGUCUUUUGUAUGAAGAAAAUCUGACCAACUCAACUUCACCAUUCUGUUUUACCUAGUCUCUUUGGAAAAUGAAUUGGUUAUUUAAACUUUUGAGUCAUUGAAUCAGAACCCUCUGGAACAUCUCCACAGUGAGCACUUUCACUACUUGGAGAUGAGUGGAUUUACUUGGUCUGUGUGUGGUGAAAACUGACUAGUGUGUAUGUGAUGAAGCUGUAAAGGAGAAAUCUAAUGUUUUUUUGAUUGACCGUUUGUGUGUACAUCAUUUGAAACAGAACUAUUAAAAAUCAGAUAUAUUCACAAAUGCCA